Messenger RNA from Panthera uncia (snow leopard), 913 nucleotides. RefSeq lists its product as uncharacterized. The transcript is spliced from 7 exons. The record is from RefSeq and is a predicted model, not a curated record. Lineage: Eukaryota; Metazoa; Chordata; Mammalia; Carnivora; Felidae. Bases 251 to 859 code for a protein of 202 amino acids.
UUAUUGGACUUAAUGCCUCUUAAGGUUUCAUCCAAUUCUAUGAUCCCGUGACUUGCAAAACACCCCAGAUGUGAAAUAGGAUGCUUUGUUACCUAACAUCACUAAGCACCAAGAAUAUUCUGCUGCUCUGUAGAUGAGGAAUAUACAUUUGAUGAAUGCAUGAAUGAACGGAUCAAAGGCAACGUAUAGGGGGAGGAGGAUGGAAGAGGAUGGCAAUGUGUUUGUGAAUGUAAUAUAAUGUGGAUUAAGAAUGAAAAUCCAGAUUGAAUUUGUUACACAGCUUCCGAGAACACUCAGGCCCGGCUUCCAAGUGCAAUCCUCCUGCCGGGAGUCAGCAGCCCACGCACAUGCGCACAGGGCGUUGCGCCAGGGCCGGUUCUUGCCUUGCCUGACCCUCUGCAGCCUCUGCUUUUCUGGAGCUUGUGGUGCGGUGUCGCCUUCUCCGCGGGCACGUUCCGUGGGUUGCCCUAAGUGCACAGCCUCUGGUCGAAAUGCCAUCGUCUUAAAGGUGUUCCAGCUGAACCAAUGUCUCCCAAACGCUUGCUCGCAACUGAGAAAAUGCCAAGCCAACUUUCUGCCUUCUCCUAUCCUACAUCCAGGCCUAAGAGAUUCCCUGGAGGAAAAAGACAGCAGCAAAUCCAUGUUUCUGCAAUUCUAUCUUCUCCUACCUGAGCCAGGGGUGUCAUCUCUUUCCCACCAGGACCACGACCUGUAUAAGGUAAUGUUGGGAGCAAGAGUGGUCAAAGGAAACAGGAGACAGCUGUCAACCUGGCAGGGACCUAAUAGUGCGGGAGAAAUCAUUCUUUUUCCUCGAUCUUUGCCAAUUAUACAGAAGAUCCACAAAUGCCAUUGCAGAUGAACCAUGUGACCAACAGAUCAGCAAAUGUGUUUUUAAAGGCAAAUAUGUAGUAAA